Molecule: messenger RNA, 3444 nt
Organism: Danio rerio (zebrafish)
Lineage: Eukaryota; Metazoa; Chordata; Actinopteri; Cypriniformes; Danionidae
Gene: c1galt1c1
Product: C1GALT1 specific chaperone 1
Biological process (GO): protein O-linked glycosylation
Cellular component (GO): membrane
Source: RefSeq, marked validated
GGGGAAUUAAACAUCCGCUUAAACAUCCGUGUUCUAAGAUCCUGUAACACUGGACUGUAACCAGUUUUCUUACAACACAUCAUGCCAAUAAAUGUGAAGCAAAACAGGUUGAGCUGACUCCAGAACAGAUUCUAUAUUUGUUCGUUGUUUUCCGGUUGUGUAUACGGAACUAAGUGCGACGGUGCAGCGUCUAAAUGCGAUCACUAUUCUUCGUCGUUAAAAGGACGACUCCAUUCUAGCAUGAUGUCUGAGGGCAGUUCAUUUAUGAAAGGCAUGAUCUUCGGAGGAAUAUUCUGCUUGAUCAUGUCUUUCUUUGAGACCUUUAAUCCAGGAACCCACUCAGAAGGUCACAAUCACCUCCACCAUCAUUUGAAACCUGUCAGCAAAGAUGAGCUACAGAAGUUAUCAGAGUCUCAGAUGUCUGAGUUCGCUAUGCAGGUUCGAGUCUACUGCCUCAUCAUGGUUACUCCAAAGCUUUUAGUUCACUGGGCGACAGCUAACGACACCUGGAGCAAACACUGCGACAAAUCUGUGUUUUACACCUCUGAGGCGUCUAAAGCUCUAGAUGCGGUUGACCUACAGGAGCAGGACGAGUGGACAAGGCUUCGCAAAGCCAUCCAACACGCUUAUGAGAACGCCGGAGACCUGCACUGGUUUUUCAUAGCGCGACCCACCACCUUUGCUAUUAUAGAGAAUCUCAAAUACCUGGUGUUGGAUAAAGAUCCAAGCCAGCCGUUUUACAUUGGCCACACGGAAAAGUCUGGAGAGCUGGAUUAUGUGGAGUACGACAGUGGGAUUGUGUUGAGUUAUGAAGCGAUGAGGAGGCUGAUGGAGGUGUUUAAAGAUGAAGAUAAAUGUCCAGAGCGAGGACGAGCUCUAUGGAAGAUGUCUGAAGAAAAGCAACUGGCCACUUGUCUGAAGUACAGCGGAGUGUUUGCUGAAAACGGAGAGGACGCCCAAGGCAAAGGGCUUUUUAACAAGAAGAGUGUGAGCUCUUUGAUUUCGGAUAGCAUCAGCCAAAAUCCGGGCGAUGUGGUGGAGGCCUGUUGUUCUGACAUGGCUAUCACAUUUGCUGGGAUGUCGCCGAGUCAGAUACAGGUCUUGAUGUACGGCGUCUACAGACUUCGACCGUACGGACACGACUUUCACGAUUCCUUGACAUUUCUGCCUCCGAAAGACUCUGAUAAUGAUUGAGGGAGUUUGUGGAUUCUGGAACUCUUACUGUGACUCUCAGCAGUGAAAUGUUGAUCAUAAUUGGGUGCGGGAUGAAUUAUUUGUGAAGUUGGUGAAGGUAAAAAUGAAAAGGAUUUGCAUUAUGAUUUAAUACUAAUAAGUCAAGUGCUGGAUCAUGUGUGUGCACUUGUCAGUAUUUUGAAUAAAAAUGCUAGAUUCACAUUUAUGGAUCAGAUCUGUGUAAAUCUGCGGCAAGAUUUAUAGUUCCUGCUGUUUUCAGAAGUCGGUAAAGUAGCUGCUUUCAUGCCAAGUCAAAACUGUCAUUUCUGGAUGAUGUUCACGUGAGAUAACACAUUUUAGACGUGUGAUUAUUUUACAAUUUCACAAGUUGCAGUAAUUAGAACCGGGCAUGAAUGCAUUUACUUCUACCACUGUAAAACCAUUAAUUAAAAAGAAAAGAGAAUGUAUAUUUUAUAUCAGGGGUGUCAAAAUCAGAGUUUAGUUCGAGCCCUGCUCAAACACAUACUGGUGGUUGUAAAAUAAUCCUGAAAGACUUGAUUAGCUGGAUUUGGUGCGUUUAAAUAAGGUUGAAACUAAACUCUGCAAGGAUUUGGCCCUCCAGCAACUGAGAGGGACACAUUUUUACUGUUCAUUUACAUGACAAUGUUUUUUGGGGGGCAUGAAAAAGCUAAUUAUUUUAAUUGGAUUUAAAGUGCAACUUUUGGCAAAAACAAUUGUGAAAACAGUGGCAUCAUGGACUUUAUGGAUAUUAUAAUUCCGGUUUCAAGCCGCUACUCAUUUGAAUUGAGAAAAUAUUUGUUUAUGACAUUUUUUAGUCAAAUCACACAUUAAAGUGAAUUUUAUAUAAAAGCAAAGUGGACACAACAGUCUCUGGGCUUGCUGCAUCACAAAUACCAAAAUUUUAACAAUUUCUAAAAAAAAAAAUUAUAAUUUUUUUUUGGCCAUCUGAUAUUAGGCAAGGACAUAAAUGUUUAUUAUUACCAUUUGAGCCUCUCCAUACAGUUUGAUAUAGCGCUUGGACCCGGAAGCCGCUUGGUGUGACGUCACACUUAACAAGCAUAUAGGCAUGUUUCAGUACUUCACAACCAAAACUAUUGGGGACAGGGUUGCCACAUCCAAGAAAAGUUUUCAGCCUGAUGACAACUUAGAACCUACCACAUCACCAUCUACUGGCAUGGCAUGUGGGCUGGAAUGAUUUCAUUGGUAUCUGACAAACAAAAGGAAAACAUUCCUUUUUUAACUACAUUAUUAAACUGUCUAUUUAAUAAUUUUGUCCAGGUGUUUUCAAUAUUCCUUAAAGGUACAGUAUGUUACUUCUGGUUCACAGUUACUAGGUAAAUUGACAGCAGAGAAUAUUCCAGUUGUAAACACUUAUCAAAAGGCACAUCCCAGCAAUUCUGGAUGAAAUAAAUAUAUGCUUUGGAAGGUGAAAUUAUGGGUGUCACUGUGGUGCAGUGGGUAGCACAAUCGCCUCACAGCAAAAAGGUCGCUGGUUCGAGCCUUGGCUAGGCCAGUUGGCAUUUCUGUGUGGAGUUUGCAUGUUCUCCCCCCGUGUUGGCGUGGGUUUCAUCCGGAUGCUCUGGUUUCCCCACAAGUCCAGACAUGCGGUACAGGUGAAUUGGGUAAGCUAAAUUGUCCGUAGUGUAUGUGUGUGAAUGAGUUUGUGUGGAUGUUUCCCAGUGAUGGGUUGCAGCUGGAAGGGCAUCCGUUGUGUAAAAAACAUAUGCUGGAUAAGUUGAGGGUUUAUUCCGCUGUGGCGACCCCAGGUUAAUAAAGGGACUGUGCCAAAAAAAGAAAAUGAAUGAAUAUAGGUAAAAUCAUGAGUUGCUCAUUAAAUAUGGUUCAUUUUAAGCUUAAAAGACUACAAACCUUUUUUCUUUUUUACGUGGGACAGCUAGGGAUGAAAAUGAAGAAUGUUUUUAUGAUUUUUAAAAUUGUUUUCUUGGUUGUAAAAUGUCAAAUAAGAACUGGAAUUUAUUUUCUCUGUCUGUAUCAUCAUUAACAGUAUCUGAAGAAAAUGUGGUGUAAAAGUGUGAUUCAAAAAUGCUUGAAAUAACUUUUGAAUGAAUAAACUAUUUAUUUACAUAUCAAAAUAGUGUUUCUAUAAUUUAGAUGUAUUAUACACUGGUUUGUGAUUUUUACAUUCUAUUUAGUAACCAUCAGGACACUGGUUCUCCUUAAGUCUUUCCAUAAUACUCGUUCAUAUUAAAAAAAAUUUUUUUGCAGUGAAUAAAGAAUACAUUCAUAAAA